AUGUACAACCGCAUCGCAGUGUACGGCCACCGAGGCUGGGUUAGUUCCGCCAUUGUUGAUAACCUUGCAAUCUCCGGAGCAUCAGUCACUGUGCUUUACCGUCCUGGGUCCGAUGUUUCGGGACUUGCAGGUGCCACAAAGAAGAUUGAACUCGACUUGGAAGACGAAGAAGCACUGGUUGCUGCACUUCAGGACAUAGAUAUUGUGAUUUCUCUCGUUGGACACGAAGGUGUAUCAAGACAGCACGCAUUCAUCAAGGCCAUCCCCAAGACGAAUGUGAAGCUUUUCGUUCCAUCUGAUUUGGCUGCUCGUUAUGAGGAGCAAGGACUUCGAAUCGGCGUCAAUGCCGCCAAGGAAGCCAUCGAGUUGGCAGCCAAACGGGCAUCCAUUCCAAUGACGAUAGUCCUCCCUGGCAAUUUUGCGGAAUUCGCCCUAGGAACCUUGGCCAUGGGUGUGGAUUACAAGGGGAACAGGCUUAUUUACACGGGCGAAAGCGCUGACAAACCGUUGAACCUCUGUACGCGGCACCAUGUUGCGGCCGCUUAUGCAUCCAUAUUUGCAACUACACCCAUCGAAAAGCUGCAAAACAGAGUUAUUGCGCUGUCCGAAUUACGACCUACAGGUAAAGCCGUCGCUUUGGCACUCGAGAAGCGGCACGGAAAAGCACCAAAGAUAGUUGCACAGAGUCUGGAAAAGAUCAAUGAUCAAGUAGAAGAAGCUCUUCGGGUUGGAAGUCCUUUCGCCCUGGCAUGGUAUUGCCGCAAGAUUUGGGGCACAGGGCAGCAGGCAGAGAUGAUUGGAAACGAUAUCUGGGAGGUCCCAGGAUAUUCACCAGCAUCUCUCGAAGACCUGGUGGUGGAGGGUAAGCUAGAACCAUAUCGCGGCAUGCCGCCACAGGUUGUGGAAUUCUUCUCAAAGACAUUUGAAUAA
This is a messenger RNA of Pestalotiopsis fici W106-1, 930 nucleotides long. RefSeq lists its product as uncharacterized. The transcript has 4 exons. The record is from RefSeq and is a predicted model, not a curated record. Bases 1 to 930 code for a protein of 309 amino acids. Lineage: Eukaryota; Fungi; Ascomycota; Sordariomycetes; Amphisphaeriales; Sporocadaceae.